Saccoglossus kowalevskii is the source of this 525-nucleotide messenger RNA. RefSeq lists its product as uncharacterized. NCBI's taxonomy places the organism in Eukaryota, Metazoa, Hemichordata, Enteropneusta, Harrimaniidae. The record is from RefSeq and is a predicted model, not a curated record.
AUGCGAAAGUCCUACUGGAGCUAUCGAUCAACGGCGUGCACAGGAAUAGAACGAGUGUUAAAUGUACCUAAAGCUGACGAACUGAGCCGUUAUGAAAUUGACGAAAUCCUUGCUAUUUUGCCACCUCUGGAAGGGAAGAAUGUGGUCGACCUUGGUGCGGGAAUAGGACGGUAUACUGCACCACUUGCCAGUGCAGCAAAUCAUGUGACAGCGGUGGAAUUGGUGGAAGAGUACACGGAAGCAAACAGAGCUUCGAAUGGACACAUUGGAAAUAUUGACUUCAUUACUUCCGAUGUGGUUCAUCUAAACCUAAACACUGACUGUUGUGAUUUAGUUUUUUCCAACUAUUUACUUCAAUAUCUGGAUGACGACGAAACAAGAAAAUUUGCAACGAAUGCUUUGAAGUGGAUAAAACCUGGUGGAUGGAUGUUUUUUCGUGAGGUCACAAUAGAAAAAAGUGGAAUGUCAGCUGCAACUAAAGUUGUUGUACGACAAGAAGCAAAAGCCAUUAUUGCGAUAAUCUAA